Molecule: messenger RNA, 5507 nt
Organism: Gymnodraco acuticeps
Lineage: Eukaryota; Metazoa; Chordata; Actinopteri; Perciformes; Bathydraconidae
Gene: pskh1
Product: protein serine kinase H1
Exons: 4
Coding region: 996-2306 (436 amino acids)
Biological process (GO): protein phosphorylation
Molecular function (GO): protein kinase activity; ATP binding
Source: RefSeq, a predicted model, not a curated record
GGAAGGUGGUCCUCCUAGGAGAAAAACACCGUCCAGAAAAGCAAAAACGUUGCAUGUUUUCGUAAAGUUUCUUCAGCUUCAACACACAUCAUGAAACUUCGGAAAUGACACAAAAUCUCGCCAACACAUGAAGUGGAGGAUUUUAAUUGUUUGUCCUCGGGAGUAAAGUUGGGAAACUACGAGUUGAAAAUGGAUAGCCCAGCUGAGUGAGAGUGGGGUGAGGAGGCUGGAUUUGGCAAAGUUGGGAGUCCUGCCCUGAUGCUAACAGGCUAGUUAGCAUGCUAAGACACUUCGUUAUCUCGGAUAAGUAAUGAGAGCUCCCCUCCACUGUUCUCCAGCCUGUGAUUCUGCAGGGGAGCUGCUUUAUCUGUGGCUGCUGACAUUGCAGCUUCCAUCAAUGGAUCGGAGCGCAGAUUAUCUUAUUUUCUGUGGAAGUUCUGCUUGAGUCUUUCUGCGUUUCACCUCAAGGCAACCACACAUAAACCUGUUUCGGGAACUUCUCUCCCUCAAUUAUUUGUGUCCCUCGAGCUUCCAUACUAGCUGUGCUCAUGCAGUUUUCAAUCAAACAUUCAACAUAUUUCUUCCUCUGAGAUGGGGCCCUGGUUGGUUCUUCAAGGGGCUUGAGGUACCCCCCAGCCUGCCGACUGUGCAGUGUGUGUGAGACCAUAAAAGAACACUGUUACAAAAGACAACCAGUGAUACAGUACUUGCUGAUGGAGCCCAGACACACACCGUGCUUGCCCAGAAUAUAUUCAUAAAUUUGGGGAUUUUUUUUUAACCAGACUUAAGUGGAUGUAUCGGGUGUGUUCGUGACUGCUGAUGCCAGCUCCUUGGGACUUGAGUGGGUGUAAUCAGCUUUAUUCAUGAACCCUCUGUCUGAGUGAGGCCACAGCCUGGAUGUUGGAUGCCCUGAGUGUUGAAUCAGCUGUUGCGGUGAUGAAGCAGGGCUCCUGGGGGCCUGUGUGGCUGGCUGGGCAGCGGCCCAAGGUGAUGUGAUGGGGUGCAGGAACAGUAAGGUCCUCCCUGAGCCUCCAGGGGAUGUUCAGUUGGACCUCGUCAAAAAGGUUGAUCCUCCCCAACCUCUUCAGACAGAUAUCUAUAAGCACUUCAUACGAGGGGAUGGCACUAGGAGCAAGAUGGGCGGGGCCGGUGGAGGGGGCGGGGACAAGGCUGACCCCACCUCCCCAUAUCAGGCCCAGGCCCAAGCUGCAACUCCCACGGCUUCCGCCCAACCCCCUAAGGACCCGUCCGAUCUGUCGGACCCUCAGCGGAAGAAGGUGGCAAAAUACAGAGCCAAAUUCGACCCCAGGGUCACGGCCAAGUACGACAUCAAAGCUCUGAUAGGCCGCGGGAGUUUUAGCCGGGUCGUUCGCGUGGAGCACAAAAGCACGCGGCAGCCAUACGCCAUCAAGAUGAUUGAGACCCGCUACCGGGAGGGGAGGGAGGUGUGCGAGUCAGAGCUCUGUGUCCUGCGCCGCGUCCGUCAUACUAAUAUCAUCCAGCUAAUGGAGGUGUUUGAGACAGCAGAACGUGUGUACAUGGUCAUGGAGUUGGCCACCGGUGGGGAGCUAUUCGACCGCAUCAUCGCACGUGGCUCCUUCACAGAACGUGACGCCACGCGGGUGCUGCAGAUGGUUCUGGAAGGCGUCAAGUACCUCCACACUUUGGGGAUCACUCACCGAGACCUGAAGCCGGAGAACCUGCUCUACUACCACCCCGGAGUCGAUUCCAAGAUCAUCAUCACCGACUUCGGUCUGGCCAGCAGCAGGAAGAAGGGGGACGAGUGUCUGAUGAAGACCACCUGCGGCACGCCAGAGUACAUCGCCCCUGAGAUCCUGGUGAGGAAGCCCUAUACGAACGCCGUAGACAUGUGGGCGCUGGGGGUGAUCUCGUACAUCCUGCUGAGCGGAACCAUGCCCUUCGAGGACGACAACCGCAUGAGGCUGUACCGGCAGAUCCUCAAGGGGAAGUACAGCUUCUCUGGAGAGCCGUGGCCCAAUGUGUCCAACCUGGCCAAAGACUUUGUGGAGCGGAUCCUGAUGGUGGACCCCAGCGAGCGGCUGACAGCGGGCCAGGCCAUCAAGCACCCCUGGGUGGUCAGCAUGGCCGCCUCCUCCUCCAACAAGAACCUCCAGCGCUCCAUAUCUCAGAACCUCCUGAAGCGGGCGUCGUCGCGCUGCCACAGCACCAAGUCGUCGCAGUCCACCCGCUCCAGCCGCUCCACCAAAUCCAACAAGGCCCGGCGGGUGAGAGAGAAGGAGCUGCGGGAGCUGAACCGCCGCUAUCAGCAGCAGUACAAUGGCUGAAACUGGGACCACAACCUUAUACUUUAAGGGGAAACAGCUCUACAAUGACUGACAUUUUCAAAAUGACCAACACCGUUCGAAGUUGCCGCCAGUGUUUGAGGCCAAAAUGGCAAAUUAUACCUUUAAAAAAAAGACAAAAAUGGAUGAAAAGUAGCUGCUGCCAUUUGAGAAUUCCUCUUGCAGCGAGUCUCCGAAUGACAGAAAAAGACAAACCACAGAAGUCUUGAACUCCAAGGGUUACAUCAUCUCUCCAUCCAUUCCUUCACUUUUUUCUCAGGAAGGAUGGUGCCUUCCACUCCUUUUUUGCUUUUCUUACAAUCCCUGUGUCUCUACAUAUUUAUUUAUUAUUGUUGACAUGAUUAUUAGUCUCCAUUCAAACGGUCACUGGAUAAUGACUUUCUGAAAGGAUCUGUUGAACAGAGUUCUGGGUUACUAAGAAGAAAAGGGGAUUCCCCUCGGUCAUUCCUGAUUGGAAAUUGCUGUGAAUUUAUUAUUGUACAGACCUUGUCUACAGAUGUGGGUGACGCAAGCACACUGCAACCAAACCACACCCUCGAAGGUCAAAAUGAAGGCGUAUUUUUUAUUAGUCUAAGCUUAUCUACUCUUGCCAUUAUUGCCUUGUUGAUAUCAUUGUUCUAAAACUGUCAAAAGAUUGUGAAGCUGUUUUGUGUUGAAUCUUCAAUGUAUUGUAUUAGACAAUAGGCCACACAGCCCCGCUCCCAAUGACAUUUACAGAUCAUUAGAUUUAACCAUGAAGUACCUGGUAUGAUCCCUUUGUAUUGUAAAGCAGUAUUCUAAUCAUUCACUGUCUUUGUGAAGGUAAACAUCUCUGCUGUUUGUUGGACCAGCUCUUUGUAAGUUCAAUGUUAGCUUGGCCUUAAGAUACAUUUUUAUUAAGUGGAGAUAAAUGCAACAAAAUUAAAGCAAGUUGUAAAACACAAACACAUUUUCCCUAAAAGAACAGCUGUUGCCAAACUGCACUACAACUUGUUUCCUACUGUAGCUAAACCGACUGACAAAGCUAACAUAAUGUUAGCUUGCUAAUAUGAGACCAGUUCAGAAUGAGGAGAUAAGAGCUAUGUGACCUGACAGCUUGCAAUACAAAUGCUUUUAAGAAAUCCUUUUUAAGUGGAAAGACUUAAAAUUGAAUUUCCUGAAAAUAAUAAUAAAUGUUAUGCCCUAAAAACAGUAUUAAUUAAAGCUAGUUUAGCAUUAGCUAGUAAUGCUACUAAUGCCGAAACAGUCUUUUAAAGCCAAUGGUGCAACUUCCUGAGUUGGGAAAUCGUUUUCCCAAUUUCAUGUGUGUUCAUGAGCAUGGAUGCUCCUAAUAAGAUAUUGUAUUUUUUCCUCUGAAUGUUUAAACAACAGCUGUUUCUAUGUUGUUGUUCCAAGUGGGGGAGUUCCUGAGAAUGUUCUAAUGCUAAUGCAAGUGAAACAUGGUUAUGUUAAUGUUUUCGGCCUGUGAUUUGGAUCCACUCCAAAAUGUAAUAGGUUCUUCCUUGGACCAUACUACACCCUACCAACGUUGCUCUUUAAAAUGUGGCCUGUAGUUUUUUCACCAUAACCCUCCACAAACAAACCAAGCCCCCCCAAAUAAAACUGCCGUAAAAAACCCUUACAAUUAUAUUUCAUAUGUUUUGGAAGUUAUGCUACAGUAACCUCCUGUUUAUACGUACGUUACCGAAGUCUUUACAAACUUAGACAUUUGUUAAGUUACUCAUGGAUUUACAAACAGCUUGUGCAACCCAACCUGAGUCCUGCCAUCGUUCCUAGCUAGCCUCUGUUUUACCAACAUCUUUAGCGAGGUGAAUGUCUUUUGAACAAUGAAAACAUUGCGUUUUUCACUCUAAGCUGCCAUUUUAAGUGCUAGAUUCCCAUUCAGCACACAAUAUAGUGCGAAAAAUCUUUUUUUUAGAGACUUACCAAGUUCGAUGUAGAAGCUUGUGGAGCAGAGGCUAACCACUAGUUUUUCAGUGAUAAGGUAUACCAGCAACUCUCAGGCUGAAAAACAGUCCUCAGUGUAAAACUACACUUAUGACCAAAAUGAAGGAAACCACUGAAGACAAUGAGGAGCUUUUGGAGGUAUACAAAAAGAUGAAUUACAGAACCUAGCAUAUGCAACCAUGCAAGUUUUCUUUAAUUCCUUUCGCCUGUAAGUGCACUCAAGCUGAUCGCUACUUCAAAUCUUAAUCUUAAACUUUGUCAAAAUAAUGUAAUGAUUGUUAUUGAAUAUUUUUGACUCCUUUUAUUUUGAAAAGCACUUAACAGUUAAAAUGUGUCCAUCCUUCUUUCUUAAAUCGGACCUGUUAACUGUGUUUUUAUAUGUGUUGUCCAUUCAGAGCUCUCCCAGAGUGAACCAGUUGCUACAGUGUGGUCUUUUCUCUUUACAGGAGUAUUUUUGCUGUGAUUUACCCCACACUUAUAACACGUGUUGCUGUUGUGAACUUUUUAACACGUACUGGAAACCUAACCGAGCCAUGUCAGCUGACCUCAGUUUUUUUGCUUUUUAUUUGUCUAUUUUUUCUUUCAUUUCUACCGGGAUGUUCCGUAAUUUCUCAAUUUUCCUCGAUGAACGAUUGAUUUAAGAUCGUAUAUUCUUCUGUCCCACCGAUGUUAUCCCUGAUGUCUCACCUCUAAAUUGUUUAUAUAGACUGCAAGUGAGGCUUACAUUGGAACUGGUACGCUCUUAAUUUUAACUGUCUUAAUUUUGAUAGAUAUUCCAUCCAAAAUGUGUCUUUUUUUUAUAUAUCAAACGCACUCUGUCGGGUGUUUUGGGUGAGGUAUUGCUCAUGAUGUGGCCUAUAUUCUGUUAGUUGGUUCAUCAAUGGUGUCUGUGUGAAGUAAACAUUUUGAACACGUGUUACAAGUCACAAAAUAAUAAUUCGGAAUUGCUGUGGGUGUGGCUGCAACAUUGUUUAGUGCCUUUUGUAUAAAAUGUACAACAAAUAACCAAAUCAGUUCAUUAGCAGAAUGUCAGCACAUUUGUAAAAGUGUUUACUUUCAUGUUUUUAUAUAUCUGUGUGAUUUUAUAUAAAUGCUGUCCUCCUAAUUGAAGUAGCCAACUCAUCACUGUUAUCUGAAAACAGUUGUUUUUUGUUACUGUGUGUCUAAAUGAAUGAUAACACUUUGAUUCUUCUACCAUUAACUUUUUUAUUUUUUUUAAAGGUGAGUUGUAUGUGCCAAUAAAACACUCGAACCUGA